AAGAAAUGAGUGAUCGAGUGGCACCUAUCGUGAUGGCGCCCAAGGGCAGUACCGGUGCACAGACACUAGACAAACCAUUCAAGUUCAUGGCAGAAGUCCUCAUCCUGUUGGUUAAGACUUCCCACAUAUGCCCGCUCAGUCAACCGUCGACUCACGCCUUCAGAUCGGCGCCAUCUACCUCCUCCUAUUCAUCCGGGAUCGCGAUAUCGACAAGGGCUUCCACUGGGCACUAUACCACCACCGCACCCUUACUGGUUUUACAAGUUCAACGUGAAGCAGAUGGGGUCAGGCUGGAUCUGUGACAGCGCCCCCAACAACGGCAUCAUGCAUUCCUUCCUCCUCGACGGCGCCCUGUGUAUCGGCUUCUGCGACCCCGCAGAGGCAGACGCGCUCGCGUGGAUCGAUCGCGUGUGUUUGACGGAGCCCCCCGCUCCGUUUGACACGUUCACAUGUCGAACGUGGACCAUGCACUGUGUGCGUGGCCUUAUCAAGCAGGGCUUUGUCAAGUGUGACGACCCCGACGCCUUGGAACAAGAGGCCAAAGCCUGGGGGGUGCUCCACCACCAGAGUGCCCACGACGGAGUGAUGCCCCGCCCCAUUAACGAUUCGAAGGUUUGCAAACUUUAAGCAGGCUAGUUUAUAUAUAUCUGCUAUU
Dichomitus squalens LYAD-421 SS1 is the source of this 655-nucleotide messenger RNA. RefSeq lists its product as uncharacterized. The record is from RefSeq and is a predicted model, not a curated record. The transcript has 2 exons. Lineage: Eukaryota; Fungi; Basidiomycota; Agaricomycetes; Polyporales; Polyporaceae. The coding region runs from base 280 to 627 and encodes 115 amino acids.